Molecule: messenger RNA, 324 nt
Organism: Fusarium verticillioides 7600
Lineage: Eukaryota; Fungi; Ascomycota; Sordariomycetes; Hypocreales; Nectriaceae
Exons: 2
Coding region: 1-324 (107 amino acids)
Source: RefSeq, a predicted model, not a curated record
AUGGAAGCCCCUAGUACUACUCGUGUUCGCUUGGCGAUCCCAUCAGCUAAAUAUUGGGAUCAUUAUCGUGAGACGAUCACUGAGUUAUACAUCAAGCGGAACAUGUCGUUACCUAGACUCAUGCCACAUAUGCGCCAUGAGUAUGGCUUCCGAGCUACUGAAAAGAUGUAUAAGCUACGCUUUACAGAAUGGAACCUCAAGAAGAACAUGACAAAAAGCCGCAGUGUGGCAUGUGUGCACAUCACUGGCAGUAGUCAUAUGGAUACCAAUAAGCUCAAAGAGUACCAUCGUAGACAGCCAGAGGAGAAUGUCGAGAGCUUCUAG